GGUGUAGUAAGUGAUAUUUCAUCAGCAGCAGAGCAAUUAGAUAUGGGUUCCUCCCAGCGGCAGUUAGUACUCCCAAUCCUGCUCCUUCUGGCCUUGGCCGGAACAGCACUGUGUGGAGUACAGGAGGUGCACAACGUUCUGGAGUUGACAGGACAGGCAGCGAAUAAGUUGAAGUUUUCCACGGAUGUGGCUACCGAAAAGUACACUCCCCCGGAGGAGAUGGAUCCCCAGUACUGGUACAACAUCGCCGACGAGGAGAUCACCAAGAGGCUACAACUACCACAACCCAAUUCCCAGAAGGCCAAGAACAUUAUUAUGUUCCUCGGAGAUGGCAUGCCUCUCUCCACCGUUGCAGCUGCUCGCAUCCUGAAAGGACAACGACAAGGAAACACCGGUGAGGAAUCCUCCCUGAGCUUCGAGCGAUUCCCCUACACGGGUUUGAGCAGGACCUACUGCUCCAAUGCCCAAGUGCCCGACUCCGCCUGCACUGCCACCGCGUAUUUGUGCGGCGUAAAGACCAACAUCGUCAAUAUCGGAGUAAGUGCAGCAGUGGAAUACAAUAACUGCACCGCCAGCCAGGAUCCCGCGAACCGCCUGACCUCCAUCGCCGAGUGGGCCCAGAAUGCUGGAAAGUCCACUGGUAUUGUGACCACCACCACCCUGACCCACGCCAGUCCUUCGGGAGCAUAUGCAAAGACAGCCAACCGCAUGUGGGAAUGCGACACGGAUGUGACCAGCUAUGGUGUGGAUGCCAAUUCCUGCAUUGACAUGGCCACCCAGCUUGUCACCCAGACGCCCGGCAAGAACUUCGAGGUCAUGUUCGGCGGCGGAAUGGGCAAGUUCCUCCCCAACUCCAUCGUUGAUUCUCACGGAAACCCUGGUGAGCGAUCCGACGGAGUGAAUCUGCUUUCCCGCUGGCAGGGACUCCACGAUGGAGGCGUCUUGGUCACCAAUCGCAAUCAGCUGCUUAAACUGAACGUGUCAGCAGUGUCCAGUGUCAUUGGUCUCUUCCAGUCCAAGCUAAUGAACUUCCACUUGGAGGCUGAUGACACCUACCAGCCAACCCUCUCCGAACUCACUGAGGUGACCAUCAAGAAGCUCAGCCAGAACAAGGAACACGGAUACUUUGCGUUCAUUGAAGGUGGUCUAAUUGACUAUGGCAACCACUACACCAAAGCUGGCUAUGCUCUGGAUGAGGCCCUGGAAUUCGAGAAGGCCAUUCAGUUGGCCCGUGACAUGACGGACAUCGAGGACACUUUAAUUGUGGUGACCGCUGAUCACGGACACGCCGUCAGCAUAGCCGGCUAUCCUGGCAGAGGAACACCCAUCCUGGGAAUCAAUCAACAUGACACCGACAUCAACGGAGUGCAGUACUCGGUUCUGAACUAUGCAGCUGGACCCAAUCAGUAUCUGGAUGAGAACGGACAGCGCAUUCCUUUGGACGAUAUCCUUGGCUCGGACGACGCCAUCACCCCCAGCUACAUUCCCAAGGAUCAGGGCGUCCACUCCGGCGAGGACGUGGGCAUAUUCGCCUCCGGACCUCAGAGUCACCUCUUCACCGGAGUGAUGCAGCAGAGCACCAUUCCCCAUCUGAUGGCAUAUGCUGCGUGCAUUGGAAGCGGAAAGCAGGUCUGCGACAACUAAGAAGGCAGAAAAAUCUGUUUUCAAUGUUCGCCAACAACUUCUUUCUGUAAUAAAAAUGUAGCACACAUAAUGAAUGUGUGUAUGUUUUGAAUUAAUUAAUUAAGAUACUAGAAUGGGUAGUCUUGAAAAGCCCUAUGGAAAACCUGGUCCAUGGAAAGAGAUUUUAAUCAAUAUUGCCAAUGAAGACAUAGACAAAAUAUAACCCCAAAAUAUAACCUUCAGAUCUUUGUAGGCUUGGGUUCAAAAAUUAAACUAUGGCGAGUGUUGCCAUAUGCUUUUGAACUGGUAGCCAGCCUAUUGGCUGAAUUACCCCUUAUAACCAUAAACCUUAAUGACUUAAGGAUUGUGUAAAUAUAAACUGAGAUUUUUCGGAGACAGUUAAGCUAUCUGAGAAUAUGGCACGAAAAGACGACAGUUAAGAUAACAUUUAUCUUAUAUGAGUCUACAUUUAGACGCGUGUAAAACGUUUUAUGCAAUCUGAACUAUAUCCAAUAUGUUGAAUAAUAUUUUCGAUAAUUUCAUCAACCAAUUCAAAAAG
Molecule: messenger RNA, 2182 nt
Organism: Drosophila melanogaster (fruit fly)
Lineage: Eukaryota; Metazoa; Arthropoda; Insecta; Diptera; Drosophilidae
Gene: Alp8
Product: alkaline phosphatase 8
Exons: 3
Coding region: 43-1644 (533 amino acids)
Cellular component (GO): plasma membrane
Molecular function (GO): phosphatase activity; alkaline phosphatase activity
Source: RefSeq, marked reviewed